Adelges cooleyi (spruce gall adelgid) is the source of this 947-nucleotide messenger RNA. RefSeq lists its product as uncharacterized. Lineage: Eukaryota; Metazoa; Arthropoda; Insecta; Hemiptera; Adelgidae. The coding region runs from base 141 to 803 and encodes 220 amino acids. The transcript is spliced from 3 exons. The record is from RefSeq and is a predicted model, not a curated record.
CUUUUCUUACAAUUAUUUAUGCUGAACAUUUUAAAAAGCUACUGCAUCAUACUUAGUUUUAGCUUCAAUGCAGAGCUGAUUUGUGUGUGUGUUUUUUUUAACAUACAAUUUUUUUAUAAUUCAUUUUUGUUAAAAAAAAAAUGAUUAUGAAGAACACAGUGAAAUUGUUUUUGAUCGUUUUGUCGAGCUGUUCGGUGACCGUAGCAGAUGAACAUACACCUUCUGAACUGGUCGGCCAGGUACACCCAAAGGCACUGAGACAGUUCAUGGAGACACAAGACGAUCUGAAAGAAAUGUUAUCGCUGUACGACAUUUUCUAUACACGCAUCAAAGGCGGAAUUGUUUCGGCUGAUUACGAGCCCUUCUGUCGUUCGAUAAGCAAAUCGUUUACGUUUUUGUUCGACAAAUACUUUGGCGACGAGGACAAAUGGAACGCAGCAAAACGGCUGAUAACCGAAGAACACAACAAGUUGAUGAUUCCAGGUGAAAGCAUCGAAGAUUUAGUAUGGGUCGAGCGUGGCAAUUUCAAUAUCGACACGGUGCCAGAAGUAAAGGCGUUCCAGUAUCGUAGGAUCGAUUCGAAACUACCGCACGAGUUACUGGAAGCUGUUCAACCUCGGUUAAUUGUACAAUUCCUGGAGAAAAAACAGACAAGACAAGAACUGCUAACGUUGUAUACAAUUUAUUUGAAGUAUGCCGAAAAGGAUAGCGCCGAAUUCGGAAACUUUUGCCAACUCUUAAAGAACUCGUUUGAUUUCCUAUUCGAUAGAUAUUUCAGUAGCUUGUCAAAUAAACAGACGUGAUAUAAUACUGUAUAAUAUUACUGAUGGGUAUAAUAAAAAUUAAAAAAAAAUCAUGUUCACGCCUUCAUAAUAUUUAUGUGAGUCAAUGUAUUGUUUAUUUAUAUGAGUUUACUAUAACUAUUUAAUGUAUAAUUGUUCAUUUCG